CUGCCAUAACAGAAAGAGAAAAGGAGAUACUGAGUACAACAAAUAGAAGCAUGAGCCAUGGUAAAGGGAUCAGUGAUUUGAAAAGAAGCCUGUGUGCCACCAGGAUGCCGAUGAAGUGGAUUUCAGUUCUGCUGCUGCUACAGCUGAGUGGUCACUUCAGCCCUGGGAGUUGUGGAAAGGUGCUGGUGUGGCCCACAGAAUACAGCCAUUGGAUCAACAUGAAGACCAUCCUGGAUGCACUUGUCCAGAGAGGUCAUGAAGUGACUGUUCUGACAUCUUCAGCUUCAAUUCUUGUUGAUCCCAAUAAACCAUCUGCUAUUCAAUUUGAGGUUUUUCCUACAUCUUUAACAAAAGAUGAUUUUGAGAAUCUUUUCAUGGGGCUGAUCUCUAAGUGGUCAUAUAUGCCUAAAGAUACAUUUUGGACUUAUUUUUCACUAAUGAAAGAUAUCAUUUGGGAAUAUACUGAUUGUGUUCAAACACUAUGUAAAGAUGUAGUUUUGAACAAGAAACUUAUGACAAAGCUACAGGAAUCAAGGUUUGAUGUCGUUCUUGCAGAUGCCAUUGGACCCUGUGGUGAGCUGCUGGCUGAGCUACUUAAAAUACCUUUUGUGUACAGUCUCCGCUUCUCUCCUGGCUAUACAAUUGAAAAGUACAGUGGAGGACUUCCAUUCCCUCCAUCCUACGUACCUGUUGUCUUGUCUGAAUUAAGUGAUCAAAUGACAUUCAUGGAGCGAGUAAAAAAUAUGAUUUACAUGCUUUAUUUUGACUUCUGGUUCCAAACAUAUAAUCAGAAGAAGUGGGAUCAGUUUUAUAGUGAUGUACUAGGAAGACCCACUACAUUAUAUGAGACAAUGGAGAAAGCUGAAGUGUGGCUCAUUCGAACCUAUUGGGAUUUUGAAUUUCCUCGCCCAGUCUUACCACAUUUCGAUUUUGUUGGAGGACUCCACUGCAAGCCUGCCAAACCCCUGCCUAAGGAGAUGGAAGAGUUUGUCCAGAGCUCUGGAAAACAUGGUAUUGUCGUGUUUACUUUGGGAUCAAUGGUCAGGAACAUAUCAGAAGAAAGAGCCAAUGUGAUUGCAUCAGCCCUUGCCCAGAUUCCGCAAAAGGUUCUAUGGAGAUUUGACGGCAAGAAACCAGAUACCUUAGGGCCAAAUACUCGGCUCUAUAAGUGGAUCCCCCAGAAUGACCUUCUUGGUCAUCCAAAAACCAAAGCCUUUAUAACUCAUGGUGGAACCAAUGGCAUCUAUGAAGCGAUCUAUCAUGGGAUCCCUGUGGUGGGCAUCCCUAUGUUUGCAGAUCAACCUGAUAACAUUGCUCGCAUGAAGACCAAGGGAGCAGCUAUCAGAAUGGACUUCAACACCAUGUCUAGUGCAGAUUUGCUCAAUGCAUUGAAAACAGUCAUUAAUGACCCAUCGUGAGUACCACAAUUUUAA
Molecule: messenger RNA, 1433 nt
Organism: Myotis brandtii (Brandt's bat)
Lineage: Eukaryota; Metazoa; Chordata; Mammalia; Chiroptera; Vespertilionidae
Product: UDP-glucuronosyltransferase 2B31
Exons: 6
Coding region: 51-1418 (455 amino acids)
Molecular function (GO): UDP-glycosyltransferase activity
Source: RefSeq, a predicted model, not a curated record